AAGCGCAGAAUUUAUCACUACGCGGCUCAGUUCGGUUUAAAAAUAAUAAUAACGAAAAAACACAGUGGCUUAAUUCGCUUUUAGUUGUGAAGUGUGCACGCGACGUUUGCGGGCAAAAUAGUUUUUUUUUUUCUCUUUUAUACAUAGAAUGAAUAAUCGAAUGGAUGAAACAAGUAUAUCAUAUGACAACAUGUCUAAUCCACCGAUAUCACGACCCGUAUUCGCAAAAUGUCUAUUUUGCAUACCGUUAAGAAUGGGAUGUUUAAUUCUUGGAUAUUUGAAUUUGAUAGCUACUGUACUAAGUAUCAUUGCAAUUACCGGCAUCACCCUGGUCCUCGGUUAUGCGACCCACGGCUUCGACCACUUUGAUCAACCCACCGAGAUAAAUCUUCAACAACAUCCAGAGUUUUCGAAGAAUUCACUGAGAAAUUUCCUGAUAUUGAUCGAGAUAUUUAUUGCAAUUGCUCUGUUGAUGAACUUUGCAUGGAUUGUAGUCGAUAUUGCAUGCUUGAUUGGAGUGCACAAGAAACGUGUCGGUCUGUUUCGCCUCUACAUUUCGUUCGCCUCUCUUAGAUUAAUAUUCAUAUUAGUCGGAAUCCUUUAUCUUGUGGCAACCAACAGAUCGUCAUUAAUGGCAUUUGCCGUCGAAAUGUUCAACUUUGUUUUGACUGCAUACUUCAUCCUGAUUUACUAUAUGUAUGUGAAACAAACAAAUAUAGAGGAAAACGACAAGAUUUAUACUAUAAGUUCUCAUUACAACAACAACAUAAGCGACAUCUAUCCGACAUUUAUUGAUAAACGAAAAUUUGUCGUGUACGAUAAGUACAUAAACAGUUAUUAUUAAUCAUAUAUUUUAUAUUAUUUAAUUUAAGACAAGUGUCAUUUUUAUAUUAUUAUAUUAGUUUAUAUAUAAUUAAUUUUAUAUUAAAUAUUAUAGAUAAUUAAUUGGAAAUAGAGUUCUCUUCAACAGUUUUCCAUUUAGAAUGAAAUAUGGGACAUUUGAAAUACGUGCCUACAAACAUUUAAAAGACCUGCAACAUACAAGCAACUCCUUUCGUGUUGCAAGUGUUAAAAAAUUUGGCGGUAAUAUAUUUAAAAUGAAUUAUUAAAAUUUACGUCUAAAUUGUAUUUUAAUUUAAAUAAAUGCAAAAUUUUAUAUAUAUAAUAUUAGAAAAAAUGAGCAAAUUAUAUUCCAGUAAUUAUUUAGUUUAGUUUUUUAAUUUACAAAAUAUAAUUAGUUACUAGGCGACGAUAACAGCUUUCCAUCAGGUGGACUGCCUGCUUAUUUGCCUAUUUCUCUAAUAAUAAAAAAAUUGGCGAUCAUUUAUUUAAAAUGAAUAAUUUUAAUUUAAACUAACAGAAAAUUUAUUACAAAAAUAAACAAAUUAUAUUAUAGUAAUAAUAUAGUUUAA
Messenger RNA from Galleria mellonella (greater wax moth), 1412 nucleotides. RefSeq lists its product as uncharacterized. Bases 149 to 844 code for a protein of 231 amino acids. The transcript is spliced from 5 exons. The record is from RefSeq and is a predicted model, not a curated record. Lineage: Eukaryota; Metazoa; Arthropoda; Insecta; Lepidoptera; Pyralidae.